This is a messenger RNA of Melozone crissalis (California towhee), 1587 nucleotides long. It is a transcript of the gene HNRNPA0, whose product is annotated as heterogeneous nuclear ribonucleoprotein A0. The transcript is spliced from 3 exons. NCBI's taxonomy places the organism in Eukaryota, Metazoa, Chordata, Aves, Passeriformes, Passerellidae. The record is from RefSeq and is a predicted model, not a curated record. Gene Ontology annotation, molecular function: RNA binding. Bases 94 to 969 code for a protein of 291 amino acids.
AAGACGGAGCAGGAGGGGAAAAAACCUCCGGAGCUGCCCCCGAACAGGAGGAGGAGUCUCGGCGCCAGGCCCAGGCGCGGCCCCGGAGGCAGCAUGGAGAACUCGCAGCUGUGCAAGCUGUUCAUCGGCGGGCUGAACGUGCAGACCACGGAGGCCGGGCUGCGGGAGCACUUCGCGGCCUACGGCACCCUCACCGACUGCGUGGUCGUGCUGAACCCGCAGACCAAGCGCUCCCGGUGCUUCGGCUUCGUCACUUACUCGGCGGUGGAGGAGGCGGACGCCGCCAUGGCCGCGUCCCCCCACGCGGUGGACGGGAACGCGGUGGAGCUGAAGCGGGCCGUGUCCCGGGAGGACUCGGCCAAGCCCGGCGCUCACGCCAAGGUGAAGAAGCUCUUCGUGGGCGGCCUCAAAGGGGACGUGGGCGAAGGGGACCUGGUGCAGCACUUCAGCCAGUUCGGCCCCGUGGAGAAGGCCGAGAUCAUCGCCGACAAACAGAGCGGGAAAAAGCGCGGCUUCGGUUUCGUCUACUUCCAGAACCACGACGCCGCCGAUAAGGCGGCCGUGGUCAAGUUCCACCCGAUCCAGGGCCACCGAGUGGAGGUCAAGAAGGCCGUGCCCAAGGAGGACAUCCAGGCGGGCGGGGGAGGCGGCGGCUCCUCCAGGCCCUCCCGGGGAGGCAGAGGAGGAAGGGGUCGGGGCGGCGGCGGCUCCGGCAACCGGGAUCACAACGGGCUGUCCAAAGGAGGUGGCGGCUACAACAGCUACGGCGGCUACGGCGGGGGAGGAGGCGGCGGGUACGGCUCCUAUGGCAGCGGUUCCUACGGAGGCGGCGGCGGAGGGGGAGGCGGAGACUACGGCAACGGGGUGCACUUCUGUGUGAAUGAGAGGAUGGGAAAGCUGAGCCCUGAAAAGCACACCACAAAAGUCGACUCUUCAAUGCUGAAACCUUUUUUGAAGGAAGAUUUUUGAAGAAGAUUUCUGAAGGAAGUUGAUGAAUAAUUUCAAGGAAGAGAUUAUGCAACUAAACAAGAGCUGCUAAAGAUAGGAAUUUCUUGAUAUAGGUCUCUGGAGCCUGAACAUUGGUAUAUACCUGGAAACAGGUUUGUGCAGGGGAGUAAAGUGUUCCUGAAUUGUUGUUUGUACUGUAUUCAGGCUGGGUGAUCCAGUGAUUCACAACUCCUGCAGUUUGCCUUGCAGAACUAGAAAGAAUUUUUCCCAAUUUGAUGCCAUUUGCUUUCUGCUGGGUUUUUGGGAGGUGAAGAGUGGCCUUUCAGGCUUCUGCAGAGACUGUGGAGAUUGACAAGGUGCUGUCUGAUUGUAUUGGGGCUCUUCACAGAAUUAAAUUCUUGUAAGCACUCGGUGUCUUUUCCUUAUAACCUCAGCAUUAAACCAGCUGCUGGAUUUUGGGCCAGGAGAGAGUUUUGGAUCAGAUUGGUAGGGGUUGUUUUUAUUCCCUCCCUUUGUGCCACUUUUAUUGAAGAAAUUCCUUGCUGCAGUGGAGACACUGGCAAUGCUUUUCUCUCCCAUCUCCCUGUGGUUCCUUGGAAUUGGGGGCUUUGGUCUUUCACUGUAGAUCUGAUGGUUGUC